AUGCCGGAGCCAGCCAAGUCAGCGCCCAAGAAAGGGUCCAAAAAAGCCGUGACCAAGACGGCUGGAAAGGGAGGCAAGAAACGCAAGAGGACCAGGAAGGAGAGCUACGCUAUCUACGUGUACAAGGUGCUGAAGCAGGUCCACCCCGACACUGGUAUCUCCUCAAAGGCAAUGGGAAUCAUGAAUUCCUUUGUUAAUGACAUUUUCGAGCGUAUCGCUGGAGAGGCAUCUCGCCUGGCGCACUACAACAAGCGCUCCACCAUCACCUCCAGGGAGAUUCAGACUGCCGUGCGUCUGCUGCUCCCCGGUGAGUUGGCCAAGCACGCCGUGUCUGAGGGUACCAAGGCCGUCACCAAGUACACCAGCUCCAAGUAAACUUCAACAAAGAAGCACUUCGAACCCAAAGGCUCUUUUAAGA
Messenger RNA from Chanos chanos (milkfish), 418 nucleotides. RefSeq names its product histone H2B 1/2-like. Gene Ontology annotation, molecular function: DNA binding; structural constituent of chromatin; protein heterodimerization activity. The record is from RefSeq and is a predicted model, not a curated record. Bases 1 to 375 code for a protein of 124 amino acids. Gene Ontology annotation, cellular component: nucleosome. Lineage: Eukaryota; Metazoa; Chordata; Actinopteri; Gonorynchiformes; Chanidae. The transcript has a single exon.